AUUGAGAGAUGCUCGUAAAAGCUUGAACGUGAAUGAGGAAUACCUCAGUGCAUUAAGAACCAAAUCCUACGUAGAAUUUUUCUCCAAAGCUCAAUUGCUAGCCAAUGAACCAUCCUCUCCAUCUUCCUUCCACCACCAAUUUUUUCAACUAUUGGAACCUUGUCAAGACACCAUACCUUCCAUCCUUGAAUCCGCGAUCUUUUCCAAAAUUCCCGAACUCAAAAGCCUUAUCCUCAAUUACUUUGACAUUAGUGCCGAAGCUUCAAAGAUCUGUGGCCACCUCCUCACCAAAAUUAACCAAUUCCAAGAUAAUUAUCACUUCAUUCAACAAACACUCGAUUCAUUCGAUGAUUAUACUCCUAAAAAAGUUAGACGAACUAUUUCAGAGCUAAACUCAUUCAUAGUCCUAAACAACCCAUUUUCUAAUCCCAACAAACAUGAUUUCAAGAUAAUUCAUGACAAAUAUGCCUCGGUGUUACACCACCUUAAGUCAAAGAGGAAAAAAGUUGCAAGGCGAAUGAAGCUGAUCAAGUUCGUCCACAAGGCAUCUGGGCUUUGCUAGACAGCAGCUUGUGGCUUGGCGUUAAUAAUAGCUAUAGUCAUAGCAGCGCAUACACUUGCUGCAUUAUUCAUGGCACCGGCGGUUGUCAGCUUCCCUGCAAAGCUAUUCAAGAAGAAGCUCUUCAGUUUUCCAUGUUUGAAACGUGGAUUUCUCAGGAAAAUAGGGGAGCAGCUCGAUGUUGCGACCAAGGGAACUUAUAUUUUGAACAGGGAUUUCGACACGAUGAGUAGGCUAGUGUCAAGGUUACAUGAUGAAGUUGAACACAACAAGGCAAUGAUACAAAUUUGUUUGGAGAGGAGGGAAGAUAGAUUUUCUGUGCAAGUAGUGAAGGAGCUGAAGAAGAGCAAUGUUGGUGUGAGGAAACAGGUAGAGGAGCUGGAAGAGCAUGUAUAUUUGUGCCUUGUCACAAUCAAUCGGGCAAGGGCUUUGGUAAUCAAGGAGGUGACAACAUCUUUUACGCAAGAAUUGAGGGACUAGUUACACGUACGAGCUUCCUUAAGAGUGUUUAAUGCAGCAUCAUUUGUUUUUCUUUUUGUAAAUAAUAGAAAUAUUUUUUCAUUGUUGGUGAUUAUUAAUUAAAACAGUUGGGGGAUUUUUUUUUGUUAUAUAUGAAGAUUCAUAAGGUUUUAGACUCCAUA
Molecule: messenger RNA, 1200 nt
Organism: Theobroma cacao (cacao)
Lineage: Eukaryota; Viridiplantae; Streptophyta; Magnoliopsida; Malvales; Malvaceae
Product: UPF0496 protein At1g20180-like
Source: RefSeq, a predicted model, not a curated record